AUGAAGAAGAUGAUAGCUCUAGGGUUUGAGGGUUCAGCCAACAAGAUUGGUGUUGGGGUUGUCACCUUAGAUGGCACAAUUUUGUCAAACCCACGCCACACAUACAUUACCCCUCCCGGCCAAGGGUUCCUUCCCCGCGAAACUGCACAACACCAUCUCCAACACAUUCUCCCGUUGAUUAAAUCUGCUCUGGAAACUGCCCAAAUAACGCCCAAGGAAAUUGAUUGCCUUUGUUACACCAAGGGUCCUGGCAUGGGAGCACCAUUACAAGUUGCUGCCAUUGUUGUUAGGGUUCUUUCACAGCUUUGGAAGAAGCCCAUUGUUGCAGUUAAUCAUUGCGUUGCACAUAUUGAGAUGGGGAGGAUUGUGACAGGUGCAGAUGAUCCUGUUGUGUUGUAUGUCAGUGGUGGGAACACACAGGUAAUUGCAUACAGUGAAGGGAGGUAUCGAAUCUUUGGAGAGACCAUUGAUAUCGCUGUUGGAAAUUGCUUGGAUCGGUUCGCCAGGGUAUUAACACUCUCCAAUGACCCAAGCCCUGGAUAUAACAUUGAGCAGCUUGCAAAGAAAGGAGAACAGUAUAUAGACCUUCCUUAUGCUGUGAAAGGGAUGGAUGUGUCUUUUAGUGGAAUUUUGAGCUACAUUGAAGCCACUGCUGUGGAGAAGCUCAAGAAUAGCGAGUGCACCCCUGCAGAUCUAUGCUACUCACUCCAGGAAAAUGUGUUUGCAAUGCUUGUGGAGAUAACGGAGCGUGCAAUGGCACAUUGUGACAAGAAAGAUGUCCUUAUUGUUGGCGGUGUAGGUUGCAACGAACGCUUGCAAGAGAUGAUGAGAACUAUGUGCUCUGAACGGGAUGGAAGGUUGUUUGCAACUGAUGAUAGGUAUUGUAUUGAUAACGGUGCCAUGAUUGCUUAUACAGGUCUUCUUGCUUUUGCUCAUGGCGCAUCAACCCCGUUUGAGGAAUCGACUUUUACGCAACGGUUCCGAACUGAUGAAGUGGAAGCAAUCUGGAGACUAAAAGAGGAGUCAGAAAAACUUAAACGGGUUCAUGGAUGA
This is a messenger RNA of Prunus armeniaca (apricot), 1053 nucleotides long. NCBI's taxonomy places the organism in Eukaryota, Viridiplantae, Streptophyta, Magnoliopsida, Rosales, Rosaceae. The record is from the annotation of a GenBank genome assembly.